Acaulospora colombiana is the source of this 2575-nucleotide messenger RNA. Lineage: Eukaryota; Fungi; Glomeromycota; Glomeromycetes; Diversisporales; Acaulosporaceae. The record is from the annotation of a GenBank genome assembly.
AUGCCUUCAGAAAAGAAAAAACGCGUUUUACCUCCACCUCCGGGUUUAGAUUUCACCAUUCAGCCGAAGGAUAAUCUGGUUGAAGAUUUGAGAUACGCGCUUGACCAUGCCAAAGAAUUAUUUUCUGACAUAGCCUGGGAGUUCACCUCAGCGUUAAACCCAACCACCAUCUAUGCACAUAAAGCUAUUCUAUAUGCUCGAAGUUCACGUUCAUUUAAAGAACGCUUCCUAAAAAAUAAAGACAUGAAUGGGCAGUCCAUUCGGUCCUUGAGAUUAUCGAAUCCCGAUCCAAUAAGUAUGAAGACCGAUGCCGACCCAUUUCUUUUUAAACAGGAAUUGAAAUUUUUUUAUACCGGUGAAGAGGGGAGUGAAGAAUUUUUGGCUGCUGUUGAUACUACGGAUGAACUCGAACAACAAAAAUUAAAAGAAGAUUUAUUAUAUAUGUAUAAGUCAAAAUUGUAUACCGAUGUUGAGCUUGUUUUGGAAUUGGACGAGGAUAGUCUCGAAAUAAUUGAAGAGGAUGAUGAGGACGUAUUUAAACCUAUAACCAUUAGGGCGCAUCGAUUCAUAUUGUCCACAAGGUCGGAGUACUUCAAGAGAAUGCUUAUCUCGGAUUUUCUUGAAGCUCGUACUGCAUCAAUAAGUCUUGAUGCUUCCAUUUUUAAUCCGACUUCAAUUAAUUUGAUUCUUUCGUUCAUUUAUACUGGAAACCUUUCUUAUAAUCAGAAACCGUUGACCUUAGAAAUGUGUGAGUGGGUGUGGGUUGGUGCUGACUUUUUAAACAUUAAAAUACUCUGUGAUGAAAUAAUUUACCGAAUCUCUACUAAGCUGCAUUAUUUCACUUGUGUUUGUGGAGACUGUCAAAUGUUCGUUCCCAGGGUAGCAUCAUUUGCGAAGAGGCAUGUUGUUGAGAAUUUAUGGCAAGGAUGUUUGCACGCUUUGUCUAACGGAUUUGAAAGCAUGUGGCCUCACAAAGAAUUUGCAAAUCUUGACGAGGACAUACGAGAAGAAGUUCUUAAGGAAUUGCUUGAUACCAUUCAAAGUUCCAACAUUGUUUCCGUUUUCAAAGGUUGCCGAAAAAUCUAUUCCGAGAUUGACAUCAAGGGAAUAGGUCUUCCUUGGAUCGAAACAGUUCGUUACAUGACAAAUCAAGUUCGCUCAUAUGCUGCCCAAAUUUUGGUCGAUAAUUUUGAGCAGCUUUGCGAGGAUCAGGAAUUUUUGGAUUGUGUUGAUGGGAUGGGAUUUAGCACGGACAUAUUGGAGGACAUUAUGGCCAUUAUAGUAGAGGAGGGAUUGACUGAAAAAAAUUCAGCCCGUGUGCUCAAAUCUAUUACUGGGAAAUUAUUAACGAGACCGGCGGUUAUGAAUGCAGAGUCCGUUGAAACAAAAAGAGUAUUGAUACAAGCAAAACAAGAUGUUUUUAAUUAUAUAAAAAAACGUUGGAUGGGCGUAAAACAGUUUGGUGGAUUUAGAUUAUUAAGCCCUAUGCUUUUGGACGAAUUUGAAAAAGUUGGGAGUCGAUCUUCGACCAAUGGGCUUUCGAAGAAAGCUUCGACACCUACGGUCAAAACUACAUCCACAGUUCAGGUGACACCGGCGAUUGUAACAACACCGCCACCAGUAGCAACAUCGACUGCUUCUACGGAAGAUGUGGCAGAAUCAAAUGAAACCACAGAAGCUGUGUCAACAGUGACGACAUCAACUACGUCUUCGAAAUCAACUUCUUCGACAGCGUCAUCGUCAAAACCAGUUCGGAAUACGGAAAAGAAAGGCAAAAGCGUGCGUAUCGGCGGUGCUACUACUGCUCCAGCGUGGGAUCGCCCAACCCGUGCCAGUGUUUUACGGCAAAAAGCGUUGGCCGAAUCUUCAGCAAAGAAUCCUGUAAAAGCACGGACAAAAGCAGCCUCUACAUCAAAGCAGCCUUCUGUUUCAUCAACUAAUUCAGCGACACCAAAAACGACAAAGAUUACCCCUAGCAGCAAGACAACAAAGACAGUGCGUCAAUCGUCAUCAAACUCCAGUCUUCGAGUUCCUGCGGGUGGUACAAGUUCACCAAGGGGCCGCCCAUCCGAUAAGCAAACUCCUAACUCAUCACGACCAAGUUCAAUUUCUUCGACGAAAUCUGCAGCAUCGCCAUCUGUAUCUCCAUCACGCUUCAAUGGCGUGAAGCAGACUCGCGCCAGUAUGCUAAGGCAAAGUAAAUAUGAUGAAGCACAACAAAGGCGUGGCCGUGAUCGUGAACGUUAUAUUUCACCGAAAUCAUCGCGAACCAGUUCUGUCGCAUCAGCCUCCUCUAACAAUAGCUAUACGACCACGUCAUCGCAUCACAGACGAAAGCGGUCUCCUUCAAUAAAUUCAACUUCAACCACAAUUACGUCCGCCUCAAGCGGUGCCAUCACUCGAUUGUCGCCUGAACCACACCAGAUCAAAUUAGCCACAGUUCCUAACCCGGAUAUUUCUGUAGGUAGACGUGUGAUUCUUCCAACCAAGAAUAAUGCUCCUGGAACAAUACAAUUUUUGGGUGAAACAGAAUUUGCAAAAGGAAACUGGGUGGGAAUAGAACUCGAUAAUCCUG